AUUUACUAAAGUUACCAAAGAGUAUCUAAAUUACAAAUUAAUUUAGUAAGUAAGUAAUCAUAUCAAAAUUAAUAAAUGAGAAGAAGAGAUGGAGUUGGUCAUUCAUCACUCCCUUCAAGCCCAACAAGCUUUCAAAGAAGGAAUUCAAUUAGCAAUUAGAAUUUAUAGGAUGAAAGUAAUUAACAUUAGGACCAGCAAUCAGAGAAAGAAAACAGAAACGAUUCUCAAGAAUUAGAAAAAUACUGCAACGAUUACACUAUUUCACAAAAUCAUAAUAUUAAACCUUAGAAAAAAGUAAAAAAUUUAUCAUAAUUAAAGACCCAUAGAUAUCCUAGUCCUUCAGCAAUAGGAGGAAAUGGUCAUAAUAGUAGUGUUAGUUACAACUAAUAAGUUUCAACUCCUAUUAAUAUGAAUAGAAUAGCAGGAACUAGCUUUUUUGAUAGCAGGAAUCAUAGAAUGGAAUUAAAUAAUGCAUAUAAAUUAAUUGAUAUUCUAAAAAGGGAAAAUAAUUAAAUUAAGUCAAAGCAGAAUUAAGAUACUUUUUUGAUUGACCAAGUAGGAAACUUAAAAACAGAUAUUUUAAUGAAACAAAAGGAGAUAGAAUAACUAAAAAUCGAAAAUAAAACACUUAAGAAGAUAAAACGCAAAUAAGAAAGUGCUCUUGGUAAUCACAGCGAAGAAAAUAAGAUAAAUCUAAAGAUACAAUAAUAUCAAAAUUAAAUCUUAGAGCUAACUUCAGCUCUAAAAAAUGAAAAAAGUAAAAACCUAUAAAUAGAGAGAAAUGCUAAGAAGUAGCAUGCUUUUAUGACAGACAUUUAUAAUGAAUAUAGAUUCAUAUGCUAAUAAUAGAAUCUUCAACCUAAAAUUAAAUUUGAAAAAUACAAUUAAAUGAUUGAAAAUAACUCUAUUUGCAAUAAUGAUUAAAAUGAUGUAGAUCAAGAAGAUGAACUUUCAUAGUAGCAAAAUUCUUAAAGAUUGUUUCCUGAUUCAAUAACUUCUCUAUAGCACUAAAAACAAAUAUCUGAUAUAAUUAGCAUGCCAUUCACACAAUAGAAUUUCAUGAAACUAAAAGAGAUGGCUUUGCAGUAUAUAAAAUAAUUAGAAGAAAUUGAUUAGUAACAAAAAAGGGAAAACUAAAGAUAAUAGAAAAUGAUUAUGCAGUAAUAGCAAGAGCAAUAAAAAAUGGAUAAUUUUAUAUUGUAGUAAUCUUUAAAUAAACAAAAAAUUAUUGAAAAUAAUAGAUAUGAAAAUCAUUCCUCAGAUGAUAGUUAGUAAAGCUAAAGAAUUUCAAAUAAUAUUUCAUCAUCAAAGCACUCAUAAUAGUAAUAAUAGAAAGAAACUCACAGUUAUAAUCAUAUUCCUUCUUCUUCAAGGUAAAGUAAUAGAGUUAAUAGAAAAAGCAUUGAAAUAAUUAGUGAAGAGGAUUUUGAAAGUUCUCAAAAGGGAUUAGAUAGCAAUAAAAAAAAAACAUAUAGUCCAGAUGAUAUUGCUAAAAAGAUAGAGUCUGAUCAUUGCAAUAGAAUCACUAAUUUUAGGAAACAAGAAAUAAUUGGGUUUUAAAGCGAUGAUUAUUAAACAAAUGAAGAAAAAGCAAAAGCUAAUAAAAAACAAAAUAAUUAAAAUAAAUUAAAUCCACUUUUUACAAAUGAAUACGUUGAAGAUAGUGAUUAAAAUGAUGAAGCUGUUUCACUUUAGGCUUCAAUGGGAAGUUAACUAAUAGUUUGUCUAAAAGAAGCCUUUGUAGGAUAAUCCUAUUUAGAUAUUGAUAGUAGGGAUUUUAACGACAGAGCAAUAUUAAAAAGAAAAUAUAAUCUAAAAAUAGUAUCAAUAACAGUCUAUUUAAAUAAAGAAUUAAGAAUCAUCAAUGGUUUAAGAUGUGAAUAUGCGGAAAGUGAAGAUAUCUUCACUAAGGAGUAGAAAAUAGUGAAAGGAAAAGACAACGUUUUUGGCUCAGAUUCUUCAAGCAAGGUUAAGGUAAAAAUGGAUAAAGAUGAUUACUUAUAAAAUAUUAGUGUUAUAUAUGACAUAAAAGAAAAGUUAAUACGUUAAAUAACAUUUAUUUCUGCUAAAAACCAAAUUUAUGUCACAGGGGAAGUGGAUUAAAGUUAGAAAGAUAAAUAAUAUGAAAAAUAAUAGCUUAAUAUAUCAUAAUAGGAGUAUCCUGUUUGUGUCUUUGGGACACUUAAACCUUAUAGCAAGUAAGGUGAGAAAAAGCAUAGUGACUGCGUUAGUUGUAUUUGUUAUUUAGGAUUUCAGUUAGCUUUGGAAAAUGAAGAUUUAGAAGAUGAUGCUUAAUAAGGAAAUUAAAUGAACAAAAAAGAUUUAAAAUAAAAAAAAUGA
Messenger RNA from Tetrahymena thermophila SB210, 2340 nucleotides. RefSeq lists its product as hypothetical. Lineage: Eukaryota; Ciliophora; Oligohymenophorea; Hymenostomatida; Tetrahymenidae. The record is from RefSeq and is a predicted model, not a curated record. The transcript is spliced from 5 exons.